Pistacia vera is the source of this 508-nucleotide messenger RNA. RefSeq lists its product as uncharacterized. NCBI's taxonomy places the organism in Eukaryota, Viridiplantae, Streptophyta, Magnoliopsida, Sapindales, Anacardiaceae. The record is from RefSeq and is a predicted model, not a curated record. The coding region runs from base 96 to 446 and encodes 116 amino acids. The transcript is spliced from 2 exons.
CUCUCUCUCUCUCUCUCUUCUUUUCUCAUCCUUUUCAAUAGAAGUGCUUCUUAAAAGUGGUUCUUGAAAGUGUUUCCUAGAGUACCAAAGAAGCCAUGUUGAGGUCAAGGAAUCAAGUUCAGUUCACUCUUCUUCUGCUCUUCUUAUUAAGCAUGUCAUUUCUGGGACAUGAAGCCCUGGCAGGGAGAUAUCUACAAGCUGCAGACACACAGAAGAAUAAGCCUCAGAUUUGGGACAAAAGUACUUCUUCUUCAAGUAAAAACAAUACUGUAGAUGACGAUGAUUCAAGUUUUGUUGCUACCAUCAAUCGAGAAGUGCCCUCUUGCCCCGAUCCUCUGCACAACAGCAGGAAGAUCAUGAUCAAUGUUAGACGAUUCAAGUUCAUCAUAUACAUCAAGAUUUCAAGAAGUGAAUCUCGGUUUAUAUGUGAGAGUUCAUUAUAUUAAUGGAAAAAAAUACAAUAACAUGAGUCUUAUUAUUAUUAUUUUCUUAAUGCAUUUGUAUUUCA